This is a messenger RNA of Penaeus chinensis, 6992 nucleotides long. RefSeq lists its product as uncharacterized. Gene Ontology annotation, cellular component: extracellular matrix. The record is from RefSeq and is a predicted model, not a curated record. NCBI's taxonomy places the organism in Eukaryota, Metazoa, Arthropoda, Malacostraca, Decapoda, Penaeidae. Gene Ontology annotation, biological process: extracellular matrix organization. The transcript is spliced from 16 exons. Gene Ontology annotation, molecular function: metalloendopeptidase activity. Bases 1 to 3687 code for a protein of 1228 amino acids.
AUGGCGACCUGUGUUCAUAGCCAGACGGACCUAUUAGCGCGGGCCAACGGGAGAGCAACGGAAGAGAGCGAUGACGUCACAACGGAAGACUCUCCUGUUAUCACCCGCGUUGCUGCGUCUGUUGCCCACACGGAGGUGGCGAAAGGAAGGCGAAGAGGAGACGGGGAUAACGGAGGUGGGGAUGACGUGGCCGAUGAUGACGAGGACGCGGAGUUGGUGGCAGCCGGGGGGGGCGGCCGGCGGGAGGAGGGGGAGACCUCGGAGUCCCUGUCCGCUGCCGCCCGUCUGCCGAAGGCCCAGGCGCUGCAGGGCGUCCACCAGGGCCUCCCUCAGGGUCUCCCCCAGGGUAGCAGCGGGCGCCAAGUGCAGCCCGCCGGCAGCCAGGUGGUCAGCCAGGUGGGGACGCAGGUGGGCACGCAGGGGAGCUUCCAGACAGCGCAGACGAUUCAGAGCCUCAACUUCGGCAGGAUCCCGACCUCGUGCGCGCUCUGCUCCCGCGAGAGGAACUUGUGCAGAAUCAUCUCGGGAAUCUUCACCCGGCCCCGCCUUCCCUACGGCUACUCCCUCGUGACCCCCAUUCCCGCGGGCGUGUGCAACGUUACCAUCACAGAGAUGAAGCCGUCAAAGAACUUCUUUGCCCUUCGACGCACCGACGGCACCUACGUCCUCAACGGCAACUGGGACAUCCAGGCGGCGGGGCAGUACCAGGCAGGCGGGACCGUCUUCACCUACACGCCGUCAGACGAUGACAGCGGGGAACAACUCGCCGCGCCGGGACCUCUUCGGGAGUCGAUUGAACUGAUGCUGAUCUCUCAGAGCCCCAACCCGGGCAUCAAAUACGAGUACCGAGUCCCUCUCUCGGAGUACCUGGGCGGGGGCACGGGCGGCCUCACUCCAUCAUCGGGCGGCCUCGUGCCCAACAUGGGCGGGAAGGUCGGGCCGGCGACGACCGGGAUCGGCUCCACGCAAGGCAGGGGCCUGGGCCUCGGGGGCGGCAAUGUCCCUCCGGGGCAAGUGACGCCGUUCCAGGGGACCCCGAACGUCGGGGGCACGGGCGGCAUCAGGACUCCUGCCGGCGGCGGGGCGGUCAAGCCGAACCUGGUUCCGCGCGUGCCGGGGCUUCUGCCAUACGGCCCCUCCAACCCCAACAUCGCCAACGGAGGCAUCCUGCCCCUCACGCCCGUUAUCGCCCCGAUUAACCCUGGGGGCGCCCAUGGCACCUUCACUCCCUCCGGAGGCGUGCCCUUCAAGCCCCUCAGCCCCCAGGGAGGGGUGGGUAGGGCGGGGGCGGGGACACCGCCCAGAAACCCCGCCUACGUGGGGAGCCAGCCACGGCUCCCGACCCUGGAUUCCAGCGGAGGCGCCGCACCCAGGGGCACCCUUCCAGGGAUCGCUGGCGUCCCGUCACGAGGGCAACCCUUAACCCCCAUUGGGACCCCCAACCAAGGGUCUGGGAGCCUCCCCCUCCCCUGGAAUCCCUCGUAUACUUCCCAAGAUGGCGGCCGCGGACUUCCCUUGGGGACGCCCUACCAGUUCCCAGGGACCACCGGAGGCUCUGGCGUGACCACCGGCUCAGGCUUCCCCGGCCAGAGGCUGCCUGUCCCCUCGCGGGCCGACGGGGGCGGCCUCGAGACCCCCGGAUUCCCGCCGGAGUUCCCCAAGAACAGCGUCCCCCUCCGCCCCGUGGCCGUCGCGCGCCCCGGCUCGCCAGGGGCGCGGAGGCCGCCCACCGUGGACGGUGACGCCUCGUCUGCCGCCUCGAAUACGCACAGGACACGACAUCACCACGGCACUAAGGGUAAUGGCCGGAGGAAAUCGCCGGGGAAGGCGCCGGGCCGCCCGCAGACGCCCUUCGGCCCGGGCGUGCAGCUGACGCAGCCCAACGUGCUUCCGUCCUCGCCGUCCGAGCCCCAGGCCGUGAAUGUGACGACCACAUCCGGGCGGCGCAGCAAGAGCGAGCGGCGGCGGCAGAAGGGCGAGGGCGCGAGCGGCGAGAGCAGACGGCGGAAGGGGAGGAAGAGGUCUCGCUUCCAGUGGGCGGAAAAGGGGUUCACGCCCUGCUCCAGGGAGUGCGGGGGAGGAAACCAGACAACCAUCCUGUCGUGCGAGAGGAGGAGGAAGCACAGCGUCGUUGCGGACCGACACUGCGCUCACCUCCCGCGGCCAGAGACACACACCAUCAUGUGCAACCUCAAGCCUUGCCCGGCCACGUGGAUGCCCGGCGAGUGGGGUCCCUGCAGCGUCUCCUGCGGGAUCGGCGUCCAGACUCGACCCCUUCUGUGCAAGCAGCAGGUGUCCCCGAACUUCAUCAUGAUGGUUCCCGAGGGAGCGUGUCUCAGCCCGCCCACCGUGUCCACUUCGCAGGUAUGUGAGAUGGGGAGGUGCCCCAGUGCCAGCCCGGAGUGGGAAGCCAGUGCCUGGUCCAACUGCUCGGCGCCCUGUGGCCUGGGCAAACGCUUCCGGCAAGUGAAGUGCGUUGCCUCGGGCGUGCAGGUCCAGGACGGCGAGUGCGAGGGCGGGAGCAGACCCCAGGCGGAGGAAGUGUGUGACAUGGGCUCCUGCGCGACCAGCACCUGGUUCUUCUCGGAGUGGGCGCAGCAGUGCUCGGAGCGGUGCGGCACGGGCGUCCAGACGAGGCGCGUCCACUGCCUGAGCGCCACGGAGUCGUCGCGAGGAACCUGCCCAGCGGAGGCGCGACCCGACGCCACCAGGCCCUGCAGGGGGGAGAGCGGCUGCGGCGGACAGUGGUUCACGGGCCCCUGGGGCGCCUGCAGCGAGGAGUGCGGCCCCGGGACGCAGGCGAGGUCGGUCGUGUGCGUGACGCUCGCCAAAGGCCUGUGGAAGAUCGUCAAGGACAACCGAUGCCCGAUGCAGGCGCGGCCGCAGGACAACAGGGACUGCGACGUCCGUCCGUGCACGCCCGAGUGGUUCACGUCAGAGUGGUCGGAGUGUUCGGCCUCGUGCGAAGGCGGAGUCAUGCGGCGCGAGGUGACCUGCCUUGACCCCGGCCGCCGCCCCUCCGCCGAGUGCCACAACACCACCAAGCCGGCCUCGCGCCAGCCGUGCCACCUGCACUCCUGCGACGCCAUCCCGACCACGACGGCGGCUUCGGUUUCGUCUUCAACGUCUGGGUUCAUCGUGCCGAGACCGCCGAACGCAGAGAGCGACGAGGAAGCGACUUCCCGACCCUUGGAGGCCGAAGGCGACCCAACAACCGAAGAAAACCCUGCAGGAGUAGAGGACGGCCAAGAAGAGGAUACCGGCGAAGGAGGCGUGGAAGAGGGAACGGAGAGAACGGGAGAGACUUACGAAGGAGAGGAAGAAGGCGAAGAAGAGAACGAGCUGGUGGUGGUCGAGGAGACAGGCAGCAUUACCAACGUCAUCCCCGACAAGGACGCGCAGGGGGACGAGUCUGUGUCCGAGGGCGGCGACGGGGACAGCCCGAGGGAGGAGGAGGAAGAGGAAAAGGAGAAGAGGAAGAGGAAGAGGAAGAAGGAGAAGAAGAAGAACAGGCAGAACAAGGGCGAGGAGGAGGAAUCCCCUUCGCAGACGCAGCCGGCGACUGUGGCGCCAUCUCUGUCGUGUAUCGACCGGAUCAAGAACUGUCACCUGGUCUUCCGGGCUCGCCUGUGUCGGCUCAAAUACUACAACAGGCUAUGCUGUCGUACGUGCAGCGCCGCCAGGUGAGCGGGGCGUGGACAACGAAGGCAUUGGAAGCAUUAUGUAGCGGGAGACACACCUACCUAAGGAAUGCUGAUUCAUGGUGAUGUAGGAAAAGGUAUCAGAGAUGGGAGGAAAGAAACGUGGAGUGGUUCGGAGAAGGGGAGAUGGAGGAGUAAUUAGAACCUGUUUUUGUACCGGAGAAAAACAAGAAGGAGAGUGUAGUUGUGAACUUUAAUUAUAAAUUAAACCGAUGUGUCACUUAUGGAAACGUUGAUUUAUAUCGUAAUGCACUUGUGAUGUGUUUUGUGACAGUGUUUGUGGGUUAUGAAAAUGUAAUUAGCAAGUCCUGAAAAAAAAGUUAUUUAAUGUUGAAUUACGUGUGGAUUUGUGAAUAUCAACAACGGCAAAAAAUCUAGAAGAGGUACUUUUGAUAAUGAUACUAAAAAGUAAAUAAAAGGAUGCUAUACAUUACUUUUAGCAUCUGGUUUUACUUUUGAAGAAAACGUUUUGUGGAGCGCAGAAAAGAAAACGAACGGCGAAGCCUAGACCAUAUUCAGGGAAAACUCAAACAAAUAUGUUGAGCCUCAAAACCCAGUGAUGUGUGAGGUACACGUGAUGUGUUGACUCUCUUAGACAUUGCAUAGCGUUAGAGAAAAAGAUAUAUGAGUGUAAGAAAGGUCAAUGCAUAUUGAUAUAGAGGUAAGGAAGUCUCUUUUAAAGCAGAGACAAAACUGCGGUGAAUGUAGUGGGGCGCUGAUGAGAAGAAAAAGGCAUUAACCCCACAGGUAAUAUUAGGUAGUUAUAUCUUUAUCUUUAAUGGACCAGAUAGUGAUAGUAAUAAUGACUGACAUUUUGAUGGUGCUACGUCUAACUUGACUUCCCUUUUCCUCAAACAAAUUAUGCAAAUGUUCUUCCUUUGUUCCUCGUUCUUAUCACUAAUCACCUCUUUUCUUCCAUUUGAUCCAUAAAAGUCUUCCAAUCUCCAACAACCUAGUUUCACAGACUCCCGAUUUCUGUGCUUGGAUGCGGGAAAACGUUUCAGCCAAAGGUAUCGAUGGAAAAUGCCUACUGUCGAAGCCUGGUCUCUCUCUCCGCACGUUUCUACAAGAACUUCUUCGUCUUCUUCAGCAAAGUGAUUUUCUCGUGUAAUAACUUUUCCAGCACCAUUUACCUCUCUAUUACCACACUGCCCGAAUCUCUAGUUAAUGUUUUCUCUCUCUCACAGAUAGUUUAGGUUCAUUUCAUUUCAUCUGAUCGUUAGUGUAGUUAUACACACUUUGUGCAUACGGUCUCAUAGCAACACACUUGUUUAGUCAGUGUCACAGACUCUGGCAGCAGAUACGAGGCGAAGACAGGCCAAAACUCAUUCAAAACUUCGUGUCUGGCUUACCUUAACGAUUGCCGUAUCGUAAUAUCCGUUAUUGUAAUAUUUCGAAAUGAAUUGUACACGCCAGAGUCAGUGACACUGCCUAAUAGACGUUCAAAGGCGUGCCCUUUCUCCCUUCCAGACACAAACCUCCAUAAACACACUCGCCUUCCAGGGCACGCGCUAGUACGUAGUUGUAAAAGAAACCCAGUGAAAUAUAAUUAAUGUAAUGUAAUGUAAUGAAAGUGGGUGCCUUGGAAAUUAUGGCUGAGUGUGAAAAAGGUCAUGUAAUUAUCUUUUUAUUCCCCUUCUCGCCAAGGUUAUCCAUUUAAAGGCAACAUAGGUUAGAAAUGUUUUCGACGCCAUGUUGUCAAGAUCGUCAAUAAAAGAGAAAAUUGUGUCAACAAACAUAUUCUCAUUCACUUCCUCUUUCUCCCUCCUUUAUUGUCUCUUUGAAUAUAGUUAUCUUUCCCUUUAUUCAUUUCUCUCUUCAUAUAUACUAUGAGAUAUUAUUCUCUUAUCUGAAAUCCCGUUCCCUUAUCUGCGCCUCCAGCUCUUUGUCUGGUCACGUGUCAUAAGCAUGUCUUAGGUCAGUCUAGGUCAUACUGCGACUGAAAUAGUGUUUCAGUGUACAGCUUUCCCUGUACGUCGUUGUAGCUCACUAUAAGCUAGAUGUACACUCCUGUACAUCUCCAUCAGACCGAACACUUUAUAAAUAAUCUUCUGCAUCGUCUUGUAUAAGAUUUUUUUUCACUGUUUUCGGUUUAUUGUUGAUGACGUCAGUAUGGAAGAUGAUGACGUAAUCACUGCUGCGGUGGCGGGUAUGAGGUCAAAGGUUACAGGGGCACGAACACGUGUAGACAAGGUUGUCCAUAUGUUUAUAUUUCCUUUGAUUUUAGAAUGUAGGUUUAUUUGAUAUUGUUAUAGAUUUAUUUUCUGUAUAGAUAUAACACUGUCAUUAGCUGAGCCGGUCUCUUUGUCAUACUUUCGUCUUAUAUACCCUUUGAUAUACUCGGAUUUGGAAAGGCCAGAUACGAUCUCUCGUUUCUCUUUUCUAUUCCUGUUUUCAUUCAAUUCUUUAGGGUUAUUCACCUGUUAGUUUGUUUGUUUGUCUGUCUCACGUUUUAUCUGCAUUCGUUACCUCUGUUUAUACCAGUUGGAUUUGGAUUUCCGUUUUGUUUUCGUAUUUCUAAGAGGUAGUUCUUCGUGGCGAAUGGUCUGUGUGCCAGACCCGAGUCUGAGUAUUUAAUUUUUAUGAAAAUUCAAGUUUGAUAAGACACACUUCCUUCAUAACUUCUCUUUCGUUGUGAUUAAUGUUAAAAAAAUUAUUUAUUUCUUUAUAUGCAUCUAACACGGUGAAAUAGAAAGUAUUACAAACUAUAAACUAUAUACAUAAAUUAAGGUAUACUUUAUGAACUUCAACAAUGUAUAUACCCAUGACGACUGUUCUGUGUUUAGAAUUAUCCUAUAUUAUGUUAAAUUCUUUGAAAAAAAAAGUUGGUGUUUUGAAAUCAAUUGUCCAGGAAAAAACUGUAUUUUUCUGGAGUGUAUGGUCCUGUAAACCUCUUGAAAUAUUUACUGUUAAUGUUUAUAAAUGUCUUUACGUUCCCAUCUCGAACAUUUAUUAUGAAAAGCCCGUGAAACCUUUGUAACAUAUAUUUAUUCUUCUUAAACCCUUUUUUAUAAUCCUACAUAUUUUAAACUCUUUGUAUUACUGUGGAAAAAACCCUGAAUUUCCUGAAGUAUCUAACAUGCAGGUUAAUUCUUCUGAAACAUUUUUGAAACUAGCUUGAUAUAUGUUUAUUGUCACGAAAAGUCCGACUUUCCUGACCUUUGACCCUGUAAAGUCCCUGACCUCUGGCUUGUCACCGCCGAUUGUCCCUUUGAGGUCUCUCCCUGUGCCAUACGCUGUACAUAGGCAUCUACAUGUUCAUUAAAUAAUAAUAAAUUAACUUAUAAUGCA